Messenger RNA from Cylicocyclus nassatus, 366 nucleotides. The record is from the annotation of a GenBank genome assembly. Lineage: Eukaryota; Metazoa; Nematoda; Chromadorea; Rhabditida; Strongylidae.
AUGAAAGAAGUGAAUGCCAUUAAUCUGCAGCAAGUCAAGAGUAUGCAAAACGCAAUCGACUCAAUGAGACUAUCAUCAGACUCAGUCGUGAGGACCCUGACUGGAAUCAUAAAAGAACAAGGCAAUAUCAUAGCUGGACUAAGUCUGACUGUAGACACAAUUCUCUCCAAUCAGCAAGAACAUGGCAAGCAAUUGCGGAAAGCGUCAUAUCACAUAGCGAAAGGCAACGAAGUUACUUCACUGGCAGGACGUGUAUUUGAGCGAAAGAAUUUCACGAAGUCCUGGAAAUUCAACGGAUUUCCUCCAUUCAAGGUUACCGUAGUUGUUAUCGAUACAGCAGCACUUACUUUUGUUUCAGAAUGUUAA